ACAGCUGUUUGCUAUAACCGGUACACAAACGAGAAUUCAGGUGAAUCCAGAGAUAAAUUUAGAGAUUUUUUGCGGAAACAAAGGCGAAACAAAGCAACAAUGAACAUGUCUGAGGCAAUUGGACAACCGGAUCAACUCGAGUUUGCCGGAAAUAUGUUGGAGAGACACGAAUAUCAGGAUCAAAAACCAUCAAUUCUCGAGAUAACGGGUGUCAUGCAACAUGGAAUGGCAACAGCAAGCGGAUUAAACGAUUAUGAUUACCAAAAUUUGACGAGCCUCUCCGGCGGAAUGAAGAAUUUGAAUCAAAUUGCGACUGUGAACAAAGUUCCCAUACCAAAUGAGAUUAUGGAGCAUUUCAAACACAUCAAAUGUCAUUGCAUGAUGGGACUUUUUCCUGAAAUAGGACGUGCUUGGUUGACAAUCGAUUCAGACAUUUACAUUUGGACUUAUGAACAAUCCCGUGACGUCGCAUAUUUCGACGGAUUGAGCGAUUUAAUCGUUUCCGUUGGUCUCGUUCAACCCAAACCAAAUGUGUUCAUCAACGACGUCAAAUAUUUGCUCGUUCUCACAACUCCUGUCGAAAUUGUCGUACUUGGAGUAACGUUCGGGGAAGGAAACAAAAACGCCAUUAGUCCUACUCGAUCGUUUGCGAUGUACGAAGAGAUGCAAUUGCUCAACAAACCAAUUUUUGUACUAAAUACCGACAAUGUCCCGAUAAAUGUAAUUCAAGGAACUCGUGAUGGAAGAAUAUUUCUCGGCGGAAAAGAUGGAUCUUUGUAUGAAAUCGCCUAUCAAGCUGAAUCAAAUUGGUUUGGAAAGCGUUGUAAGAAGAUAAAUCAUUCGCAAGGCUUGAUUUCGUACAUGGUUCCUGGAUUUUUGAAAAUUUUCUCGGAAGUUGAUCCUGUUUCGAAAAUUGCUGUCGAUGAUUCGCGUCAACUUUUAUAUGUACUUUCGGAAAAGGGAGCAAUUGAAGCAUGGGAUAUUGGGACAGAUUCAAACCAAAUGCGGAGAUUGGCGAGAGUUUCACAGAACGAAAUUGCGAAUAGUGCAAGCAAUAUCCUGAAAACAGUAGAUAACACAGUAUUUAAGCCCGUUACAGCUUUGUGUCCUUUAACGCAAGAUGAUUGCCCGAAUUUGCAUCUUUUGGCAAUUUCUCAUAGCGGAGUCAGAUUUUACUUUUCGACAUCGACAUUAAUGGUAAAUCCAGCAAAUUCUCAACCGACUCCCGAACAACGUCAUCAUGGAUUGUAUUUGAUGCAUGUUCGACUUCCGCCCGGAUAUACGCCAAAUACGACAGUUGGAAAGCCGAAACAAGUUCACAGUGCAUUUUACAAAGAUGGAUCUUUGUUGAUGGUAUCGACGCCGACUCAAGAUCAAGACUUACUUUUCUCCCUGAGCUCCGAACCUUUUCCCUUCAGACAAUUUUUGGCAGAAUCCUCGACUGUUAUUCCCUUAGAUGGGCAAGUUUGGGCAGUUGCAGAGACCCGAACACGUCAAAGUUGCGUCAUUAGUCAAAUUCGUCAAGCACAAACUCCGCGGAAAAUUGUUUUGCUCACGAAUCAAGGAGCUCAUAUCGUCGCGUUGCUCAAACCCGUCGAUUUAUUGCAACAACUUCUCAUCGCGUGUCACGGGCCUCAUCAUGAAGCAGUCAAAGCCUACUUUCAAGCACAAACAGAACCUCAAGCAUGUGCAACGUCACUCGCUUUGGCAUGCAUGGAACAAGUUCGCGGUACAGAAGUCGUUCAAUGGGCAACACAAGCGUUCUUGCUGUACGGCGGAGAACCUCAUUUUGGCGUCGCGCCGCGUUAUAAUCAACCAAUAAUGCAACAGCAGCAGCAACAAGCACAAUUUAUGGAUCAAACGAUGGUUCAAUCGAAUCAAAAUAGCCCGCCAAAGAUGUACAUGAGCACUCCUUUCCCCGGAAAUCAACGCCCUGCAUCGCAAGUUCAACAAAGUUUGAUGCAACAAACGCAAUUUCCCGCAUCGCCAAUACAUAAUUCUUCCUUUGGCGGGCAACAAAUGCCUGUGUCGCCGCAAAUUUCGGCAAUUCAACAGCAACAGGAUCAGAGUAACUUGAAUUACAGCGCGAAACAUGCGGGACUUUAUUUGCACAUUUCGCGAAUGAUGAGACUCGUUUGGAAGAGACGUUGUAUCAAUCAGAAUUUGACGAGUGCGUUGAGUCAACAAGAAUGCGGAGAGCUUUUGCAAGACUUGUAUGCGAUAAGAGCAUUUUUGGAGAUUAAUUCUGUCAGUCAUUUGAUUGGUCUCAUCAAAUUGAACUCCCAUGGACAAAAUACCGUUAAUUCGAUUCAAUCGAGCAUGUAUGGCGGCACAACGUUCCCCACACACUCCCAAACUCUCGGAAAUUUGCAGAAAAAGUCAGCUGAAGAAGCUCAAGCGGAAGAAAGAAAAUCUUUGGAAGCCUUAAAUCGCUUCAUUCGUCAUGCAACUGAAGUCGUCGCUCUUUGGAAAAUUUUAACUGAACAUCAAUUCCAUAUCCUCAUCGCUCAACUUCCGCAAGAACAACAACACAUCCUUGCUGCUUGCACUUUUCGUGACUUAAUCUUGCAUCGUGCGGAUAUCUGUGCCGUUUUAAUCGUAACUUUGAUCAACACUUAUUUGAACGACAGUGCAAGUGUGAGUUCAAUUUCCUCCAAAUUACGCGAUGUUUGCCCGUCGUUAUAUCGUCACGAAGAUGCUGUAAGUCACAAAGCCACGGAAAUUCUCAUGUUGAGCAAAAAUUGCACGGAUUACGACGAAAAAGAGGAACGUUUACGCACAGCUUUGCAAUUAUGCAAAAGUGCAGCUCCGAAAUUGCCUCUCACGAACAUUUGUCAACAAUUUACGCUGUCGUCGUUUUAUCAAGGCGUUAUUGAACUUGUUGCUACAUGCGCUCAAAAAGUCGAUCCGCAAGAAAUUGCCUUUCAUUAUUACAAAAAUGGCGAACCAGUUGAGGAUCAAGAAGGUUUCAUCGCUUAUAACACUCGUCGCGAAUUUUAUCACGAAGUCAAGGAGAUGCUCGAGACAGUUUAUCAAAACUUAUGCAAUGCGAAUGUUACUGUUGAUAUGACACGCGGCACAGGAAUGACCGAAGAACAAGAUCGAAGCAUCAAAAAUCAAGUUUUAAAAAUUGUUCGUUAUGCGCUUCAAUGUCCCGAUAAACUUUUGCAUAACGCAGUUUACGAAUGGCUUCUCAAUCGUGAUUUGUUGUCAGAACUUCUUGGCUUGUCUGAGCAAAGUUUGGGCGAAUUUUUAUCAAGAUCCGUACAAAGAGCUCCCGAAAACCUCAAAUUAUCGGAUUUGCUGUGGAAAUAUCACGAGAGAAAUGGACAACAUGCAGCUGCGGCACGCAUUUUGGAUAAUUUGGCAUCGAGUGAAACGGAAACGAUUGACUUGCAACAACGUAUUGAGUAUUUAGCACGUGCCAUAAUGUGCAUGAGAAGCGAAUCUGUAGGAGCAUCUGCUCAAAAUGGCGUCUUAUUGAAGGAAUUGGAAGACAAAUUGGAAAUUGCACGAGUUCAAAAACAAAUUUUGGAUGCCGUGCAAACGUUUACAGCAACAAAUAACACAAAAGAUGCAAUUAGAAGUCUUAAUUCGAGUCUUUAUAAUAUGACUCAUCUUUAUUCCGACUUUUGUGAAGAUUUCGACUUAUGGGAAUGCAAAUUAACGAUUUUAAAUUGCUCACAUCAUAACGAUCCGCUCUUAAUUGAGUCUGUUUGGACCAAAAUUCUUGAUAAGGAACUCCAAUUGCCCGAAACGAACACAGAAAAAGUCAAGCACAUGUUGUCAAAAGUUCAAACUUUAGCUGCUGAAUAUUUCAAUGGAGGACAUUGCUUCCCAUUACCUUUUAUUGUUCGUGAAUUGGAAGUUCGUUGUUUCAAAUUGCGUGUUUAUGAUUCGCCUGUACCGGAAGCUCUUCUCGCGAUGAACAUCGAUAUUGAUUCUUUGUUGGAAAUUUAUGCCAGUAUGGUUUCCAUGAACGAGCGUGUUUGGGCAACAGAAGAUGAUGAACUUUAUCUCGUGCGUUCGACAACAAAGUUACUUUCGAUUCUCGCCGCUCAACCAAAUCUGAUACAUCCGAAGAACAGACGUCGUAUGGUAGCAAAGUCGCAAGAUUUGAUCUCGGCGUGCUUGAAUCUUUUGUACACGAAGCCAAAUACCGAUGAAUACAUCAAUAGUUUGCGGGAAAUUCAGGUUAAAUUGCAACGAAUCAUUUGAAAAGUGUCAUAUUCUUAUUUUUAUCGAGAUGAAAGUUGAAAACGUAUGCAAGUUAUAUUAAAAUAUUAAGUACUGAUUAUUUUUUUGAUGUUUAAAUAAAGUUAAUUUACUAAA
Molecule: messenger RNA, 4332 nt
Organism: Culicoides brevitarsis
Lineage: Eukaryota; Metazoa; Arthropoda; Insecta; Diptera; Ceratopogonidae
Gene: Nup154
Product: nuclear pore complex protein Nup154
Exons: 8
Coding region: 100-4218 (1372 amino acids)
Biological process (GO): protein import into nucleus; protein localization to nuclear inner membrane; RNA export from nucleus
Cellular component (GO): nuclear pore; nuclear pore inner ring
Molecular function (GO): structural constituent of nuclear pore
Source: RefSeq, a predicted model, not a curated record